Molecule: messenger RNA, 1364 nt
Organism: Schizosaccharomyces octosporus yFS286
Lineage: Eukaryota; Fungi; Ascomycota; Schizosaccharomycetes; Schizosaccharomycetales; Schizosaccharomycetaceae
Product: glyceraldehyde-3-phosphate dehydrogenase Tdh1
Exons: 1
Coding region: 84-1163 (359 amino acids)
Biological process (GO): glucose metabolic process
Molecular function (GO): NADP binding; oxidoreductase activity, acting on the aldehyde or oxo group of donors, NAD or NADP as acceptor; NAD binding
Source: RefSeq, a predicted model, not a curated record
UGUCCAAGAACCCUUACCCAUAGAAAUUCACGAAAUCAUUAUGAUGCUUGAAGGAGGAAUUGACAAGGUAUAAAUAGAGGCAGAUGAGAGUCCAUUCAACUACAGUUCAUUCAAGUUCUGAAUCGAUUUAUAGUAAAAGUAUUCAAUUGAAAAUGGCACCUAAAAUUGGAAUUAACGGUUUCGGUCGUAUCGGACGUAUUGUCCUUCGUAACGCUAUUCAAGCUAAGACUGUUGAAGUAGUCGCAGUCAAUGACCCCUUCAUUGACCUUGAAUAUAUGGCUUAUAUGUUCAAGUACGACUCUACUCACGGUCGCUUCCCUGGUGAGGUUUGUGCCAAGAAUGGCAAGUUGGUCAUCGACGGCCAAACCAUCACCGUCUUCAACGAGAAGGAACCCGCCAACAUCAAGUGGAACACUGCUGGCGCUGAAUAUGUCAUUGAAUCCACUGGUGUUUUCACCACCGCUGAAGCCGCUUCUGGUCACUUGAAGAACGGUGUUAAGCGUGUUAUCAUCUCUGCUCCUGCCAAGGACAACUCUCCUAUGUACUGUGUUGGUGUCAACCACGAGAGCUUCAAGCCCGACCAACAAGUCAUCUCCAACGCCUCUUGUACCACCAACUGCUUGGCUCCUUUGGCUAAGGUUAUCAACGAUGCCUUCGGUAUUGAGGAAGGUUUGAUGACCACUGUCCACUCUUCCACUGCCACCCAGAAGACCGUCGAUGGUCCUUCCUCCAAGGACUGGCGUGGUGGUCGUACCGCCAGUGCUAACAUCAUCCCUUCUACCACUGGUGCUGCUAAGGCUGUCGGUAAGGUCAUCCCUAGCCUCAACGGUAAGCUUACUGGUAUGGCUUUCCGUGUUCCCACUACCAACGUUUCCGUUGUUGACUUGACUGCCAGACUUGCCAAGCCCACUAACUAUGAGGACAUCAAGAAGGCUAUCAAGGCCGCUGCUGAGGGUCCUCUCAAGGGUAUCCUUUGCUACACCGAAGAUGCUGUUGUCUCUACUGACUUCAACGGUGACACUCACUCUUCCAUCUUCGAUGCCAGUGCUGGUAUCCAACUCUCUCCUCAAUUCGUCAAGCUUGUCGCUUGGUACGAUAACGAAUACGGCUACUCUCGUCGUUGUGUUGACUUGCUUGCCUACACUGCUUCUAAGGACAAGUAACUAGCUGGAAGUUCGCCCGAUGUGAAGAAACGAAAAGUAAACACAUAGGGAGGUUCCAUUUCUUAGCGUAAACAGAAAGUCUCUUUUGAGAGAUGAUUAUGUUUUUAUGAAAAUUUUAUGCCUUUUUAUUAGUACGUUUCAUUUCGCUUAGCGUAUAUAUUUUUCCCAAUAACGAUUUUUUGACUAUUUAUCUUCUCUAAA